Molecule: messenger RNA, 282 nt
Organism: Iphiclides podalirius (scarce swallowtail)
Lineage: Eukaryota; Metazoa; Arthropoda; Insecta; Lepidoptera; Papilionidae
Source: the annotation of a GenBank genome assembly
AUGAUUGAGAUUCGAUACCGCGCGAUCGUAGGAGGGCCUCCGCACGAGGCGGGCGGGCGGCUCCUUGUCGCUGUCAGAGGACGAGGUGGACUCCGAGGCGGAGGUGUACGAUCCGCUGAACAAGCGCGGCGGGAACAGGUGAGACGCGACCCUGCACGAUCUGUGCAAGGCGCUCUACGUGUACGCGCGCGCCGGGAGGGACUGAGCCUGGACGCCACUACCUCCCCCUCGACUCUACCGCCGCCGCCCUCAACUCUACCGCCAACGCCCCCGACUCUACCG